GUGAGCACCGUCAUGUCGAGAGAUGCUACGGGGGAGGUUCCCGCGGGUUCAGCGGUGGCGGCGGGGAACAGGCUCGUCUCCGAACCCGCUUUCGAGCUCCUCUUCUCAGAGAUCAUCGCCUACACGGGGGCCUACGUUUCGCACUCGGCAGCAAGCCACGCUACGGACAGAUUGAGAGCGUCCGAGGCAGGCGUAGAAGACGAGGGGGAGGGGGAGAAGGGGGGAGGUGGUGGCGAUGAUGGAAGUGAUACCGGUGGGUCGCUAGUGGAGCCGAAUCCGGCGUCGGUCGGGGCUGGGCACCAGCUACUCCCGUCGGAUCAAGCGCAGCAGAUGGAGGCAAGAAUCGAAAGCAUGGGGUACGAGGUGGGGUACCGGCUGGUGGAGAGGACAUGCCAAAGGCGGUGGAUGGGAGGGGACCAGCUGGAAGCGAUCAAGUUCGUUUGCAAAGACUUGUGGUCGGAUCUGUUCAAGAAGCAGGUGGACAAGCUGCAGACGGACCACCAGGGGACAUUCGUGCUCAAGGACUCGAACUUCCGGUGGACUUCUCGCUACGCCGAAGACGACACGGCGGGGAGUCGCGAUCUGGUGAACCGGUUGUUGCAGCUGCCGUGUGGCCUCGUGCGGGGGGCCCUGGCUAAUCUCGGCCUGGUGGCCGUCGUGAGGGCGUCGUUCUUGGACGACCGGGGGGGCAUGUCCGAUUUGCCCGCCGUGUCUUUCACCAUCAAGAUCCGAGUGGGAGGCAGCAACCAGUAG
Messenger RNA from Ectocarpus siliculosus, 753 nucleotides. The record is from the annotation of a GenBank genome assembly. Lineage: Eukaryota; Phaeophyceae; Ectocarpales; Ectocarpaceae.